Messenger RNA from Malus domestica (apple), 1984 nucleotides. RefSeq lists its product as uncharacterized. The record is from RefSeq and is a predicted model, not a curated record. NCBI's taxonomy places the organism in Eukaryota, Viridiplantae, Streptophyta, Magnoliopsida, Rosales, Rosaceae. Gene Ontology annotation, cellular component: SAGA complex.
AAUUCAGGAAAAAGACAAACAUCUCUCGGCCGUCCCCAGCUUUGCCACCUCUUCUUCUCUCCCUCCUUUCUUCUCCCCCUGUCUGUCGGAGGAGCAGAAAACGGAAAAUACAGAAAACCCACCUACACUCAAUCAUCGUUUUCCAGUUUCAAAUCUCACUCCAAAAAAAGAAACAAAAAAGAAAAGUGAAAUUCUCUCUCCCCUUUCGUUCUAGGGUUUCCGCAUUCGCGCAUUCUCUUCCUGCUCCGCCACUGCGAGCAUUGCCUGCUCCGAGCUCGCGGAGACUUUCGAUUGCUGCCGAUUUGGAUUCUCCGAUUCGGUGUCGUUUCCGAUAAUUGCGAGGGCUUUUGUUCGGAGGAAUCUUGCGAGCACGGACUGAGGUGUAGGCUCACAAUCCGCGUAGUGAUUUCGGUUCUUCUGUGGUAAUGCAAGGCUGGAUAAUGUUCGUACGGUUUUACAUGGACUCAUUUUUUCGACAGUGGAAGUGAGUAGUGCUGAUUGUUACCUACCAAAAUAUACGAGUCUCGAUGGUCUGUCCACUUGGAAAUGGGAGGAUGGCCGUCAUGGCAAGGCUUCUGGCGGGCGUGAAUGUCUCACAGAGCAUAACAGAAGGAGUUGGCCAUCACAAGUUUGCUGCUCAAAUAAUCUGCAGAGAAUUAAGUGAGGCAAAUGAAGCUAAUUUACUUGAUGAAGAAGAUAUGCAUGUGUUUGGUUUGAAGCCGAUGGAUGAUCCUCUACAUUUGGUAUGUUGCAAUGCUUGUAAAAAACCGGUCAAGGCCAGUCAGUAUGCAGCUCAUGCAGAACUUUGCAGGUUAUUAAAUUCUACGCAGGAAACUACUUUGGAGCUUGAUGGAAGUAUGGGGCAAAGGAAGCCUCCAAGGAAGGAGAGGAAAAAGUCAUCAACUGCUCAUGCUAACCAGUCCGCUUUAGUUGGAGAGCUAGAACGAUCUGAAUCUGUAGAUGCAGACGAUAACUCUGUGUCACAAUUCCAGUUGGAUGGGCAAAUUGGAAUGAAUCCUGGCUCUUUUAUGGAGGCAAAAAUGAAUUCAGCUUAUGCGGACGCAACGUACAUGAUGGAUGGUUCUGGAGUUAGUCCAGGAAAUACCAAUGGCUCAACAUCUGUGACCCUUCCACCGACAAAACGAUUUAAAAUGAUACCAGGUCAUCAGCUGCCACUAUCAGAUGAUAUAGGAACAGCAUCUGCUGUAUCAAAACUUGCAAGUACUGAGGAUGCAUAUCCUUAUAGGGAUUCUCCAAAAGGAGCCAUUUCUGCUCUUAAAUAUAAGAAGUCCGGGCAAGCCCUUGACUGCUGCCUGCCAAUUAAAGAUUGUCCUCUUCCCCUGGCUACUAAAGUAUAUUACUCUCAAAGAGGCAAUCGGCUCCGAUCAGAUCUUAGUCAUCUAUACCAUGAGGCAAUGGCAUCAACUGAGGAGCUUUGUGGUGACAUGAGAGACUCACAACCUUUGCCUUCUUUGCGGAAACCUGACCAAAUUCUCGCACAAAAUUCAGAAGUUUGUUUGGAGAACUCAAUAGGUUGCCUGCCUGAUGGUGAUUUCUCAAAUCAGUUUCCUGUGGAUAAUGUUCCAAGGCCUCAGGUGGCUGGCGUUGGUUUAGCAAGAAGCAAAAUUCUUUCAAAACCUUAUUCUUUUGCGGGUAACUCAGGACAAUCAUUGGGGACCAUGCAACAGAAAACUGGCAGCGUUCCCGUUAUAUAGGAGUCCUGGUAGGAAUUUUUGCCUCGGUUAAGGUUUAAUUUUGACCUAAUACUUGAGGCUAGGACUUAGGUUUCAUUUCGAAAUUGACUAAACUCAUCAUUAAAAUGUUCAUUCUAGGCCUCUACAUAAUAGUCAACACUGAACCAUGUUUGUAUAUCACUUGCUGUGCAUGCUGUCCUAAGUUUCCGUCGAACAAAUGCUACUCUUGAAUUUGUAAAUAUGACUGCUUGGAAUGUUUUAAUUGAUGCAAUAUUCUUUGUGUUACAUUA